This is a messenger RNA of Gasterosteus aculeatus aculeatus (three-spined stickleback), 5073 nucleotides long. It is a transcript of the gene map3k2, whose product is annotated as mitogen-activated protein kinase kinase kinase 2. Lineage: Eukaryota; Metazoa; Chordata; Actinopteri; Perciformes; Gasterosteidae. Gene Ontology annotation, biological process: protein phosphorylation. Gene Ontology annotation, molecular function: protein binding; protein kinase activity; ATP binding. The record is from RefSeq and is a predicted model, not a curated record.
GCUCACUACCUGUUAGCUUAACGCGACCGGAGGACAAGCGCCAGCGAAGCUACCGUCAACCAGCCCGUAAACAGCAAAACAAAUGGAGGCUGCCGGCUGACUGUGUGUUCUUGGCAGCACACUGACACGGAGCGUAACCCGUCAUCUCGUCGCUCGUAGCGGGCGGAAGCAGCCAGCGGGCUGAAGCGACCGCCGCGGGGCCUCGUCGUCGUGGCCCAGCAGGACUCGAGUGAAGUUGGGAGCGGACUCCCAAACUUCUGCUUCUCUAGCGGCUCUCCGCGGGGCCCGGGGCUCCUGUCACCGGCCCUGUGGAUGACGACGUGAAGACGCGUCUAAUUGACCACCAGAGAUUCACAGUUGGCAGAUCAGCUGAUCGCUCAGCAGCUCCGGGCUCUCUGGAUCUGCUUCAUGACAGGAUUCACGGUGUGGCUUUUGCUGUUUCAGGAGAAAGGGAUCCCUUUGAUGGGAGAAUCCUCUUUCCUGGCCUCCCGGGUCAAUCGCCGUGCCAUGAUGAUGGAUGAGCAGGAGGCGCUGAACUCGAUCAUGCAGGACUUGGCCGAACUGCACCGCUCCAGCCGUCCUUCCAUGUUCCUGUCGGACCUCGGCAAACCCAAAGCCUCCUCGCCCAAGAACCAGAACGAUGUGAGGGUGAAGUUCGAGUUCAAAGGAGAGAAGAGGAUCUUGCAGUUCCCUCGGCCCGUCAAGCUAGACGACCUGAAGGGGAAAGCUAAAGUGGCUUUCGGUCAGACGAUGGACCUUCACUACACCAACAAUGAGUUGGUGAUUCCACUGACCACCCAGGACGACCUAGACAAGGCCGUGGAGCUGCUGGAUCGCAGUGUUCACAUGAAGAGCCUGAAGAUCCUCCUGGUGCUCCAGAUCUCCUCUCAGAACAUGGACCUCCUGCCGUCCCACGAGGAGCUGGACAACACGGGGUUCCGAGUCGCUGACAAGAAGACUAUGCAGGCCUUGAUAGGCUCCCAUUCAACGGACCGCAGCUCGCCUCCUCCGGGUUACAUCCCCGACGCCCUGCAGCAGGUGGCGAGGAACGGCUCCUUCACCAGCAUCAACAGCGAGGGGGAGUUCAUCCCUGAGAGCAUGGACCAGAUGCUGGACCCGCUGUCUAUGAGCAGUCCAGAGAACUCUGCGUCUGGAAGUUGUCCCUCUCUGGACAGCCCACUGGACAGCGACUAUCCCAAGUCCAGGAUGCCCCGAGCACAGAGCUACCCGGACAACCACCAGGAGUUUCCAGAGUACGACCUCCCGGUGUUUGAGAAGUCGGGUAAAGGCGGGACGUACCCCCGGCGGUACGGCGUUCCCUUCGGCCUCCAGGACUACAGCGACGGGAGGAAGACCUUCCCUCGCGCCCGGCGGACGCAGGUCCACGGCUUCCGCUCGCCCGUCAGCUUCAGCCCGACGGAGCAGUCGCCCAGCGCCAGCAGCGGCAGCAGCGUCUUCACCCCCGACCUGGAGGAGGGCCCGGGGCCCGGCAGGAGGCCCCGCAGGGGCAGCGACAUUGAGCCCAACCCCACGCUGUCCGUCAUGGACAUCAGCCCCCCCAGCCGCUCUCCUCGCGCCCCCACAAACUGGCGGCUGGGGAAGCUCCUGGGACAAGGCGCCUUCGGGCGCGUCUUCCUCUGCUACGACGCAGACACCGGGCGGGAGCUGGCGGUGAAGCAGGUCCAGUUUGACCCCGAGAGUCCGGAGACCAGCAAGGAGGUGAGCGCCCUCGAGUGCGAGAUCCAGCUCCUGAGGAACUUGUGCCACGAGCGGAUCGUCCAGUACUACGGCUGCCUGCGGGACACCAUGGAGCGCACGCUCUCCAUCUUCAUGGAGUACAUGCCCGGCGGCUCCAUCAAGGACCAGCUGAAGUCAUAUGGAGCGCUAACGGAAAACGUGACGCGGCGCUACACGCGACAGAUCCUGGAGGGGGUGUCCUACCUGCACAGCAACAUGAUUGUCCACAGGGACAUCAAAGGGGCCAACAUCCUCCGGGACUCGGUGGGGAACGUCAAGCUGGGGGACUUCGGCGCCAGUCGCCGGCUGCAGACCAUCUGUCUGUCGGGGACGGGCAUCAUGUCGGUGACCGGCACCCCCUACUGGAUGAGUCCGGAGGUGAUCAGUGGGGAGGGCUACGGCAGGAAGGCCGACAUCUGGAGCGUCGGCUGCACCGUCGUGGAGAUGCUGACGCAGCGACCCCCGUGGGCGGAGUUUGAGGCCAUGGCGGCCAUCUUUAAGAUCGCCACCCAGCCCACCAACCCCGUGCUGCCGGCCCACGUGUCGGACCACAGCCGGGACUUCCUCAAGAGGAUCUUCGUAGAGACGAAGCAGCGGCCUUCUGCCGACGAGCUACUGAGGCACAUCUUCGUACAUUAGCUCCCCGACCUUUGACCCCGCCUGCCUGCAGUUGAUGUGGAUCAGGAGGAAGUGAGGGGCGCGGGGGGGGGGGGGUAUAAGCUCCUCACGUCUCUGUUUGUAUGAGACUGCCAUAGAAGACAGGAAUUUAUAUUUCAUUUUUCUCUGCAAGCUGCACCUUAAUUUCUGAACCGGGGGGGGGGAGAGGGGUGCUCCUCCUGGAACAAAGCGACUCCUCUCUUUUUAAUGUCCGUAUGGGUUCUCUCUCCGUACGCUGGGAGUGGGGACAGCAUCGUGUUGUGGACCUGCAGGGGGAAACGACCCCAGAAUGUAGCCUCCUGCUAAAACCCUCGGGGGGGGGGACCUGGGCCCUGGGCCCGCUGCUAUGGACGAAACACUCCCCGGGACAGAUCCCACUCGCCUGCCCUCGGCCCGCCUCCUCUUGCGCCUCCCCCUUUGUCUCCUCUACUCCCCCCCCCCCUGUGAGGUUUUUCCGUUUGCCCCCCCCCCGAUGAACUGCCUUUGCACCAUUCUCAGUUCAUCCGUUUCUGCCUUUCUGGGGGUGGAGCAGGUGGAGCUCACCUCCGCCCUUCUGCUUUAACAGAGAAUGUACCAGCUGACUGCUCCUCAGGCGGGGAUUGGUGCUGCUUACUUUCCCCGGAUCCCAUUGGUCGAACCCUUGUCCUCAAAGGGCAAAGGUCAGAGGACAAAUGCGGAGUGGAACAUUUCAUCUCAGAUCCCAUAAUUGUGAGGUGGACUGGUGGACUUUUAAAUCCAGUCAUGACUGGACUGUUAAACUCAUCAGUCCGUCAUUCUGCAGAGAGAAGCGUGCGACGUCCACUGAUAGGUGUCGAUAUUAGAUGAUGAGAAGCAUUUAGAUACGGAGGCGGGGUCGAAACUCACAGCCGAUUGGCCGACGGUUCGGCUGCAUGACGCUGAGCUCCGAUGUAGCUCCCCCCCCCCCCCCCCCCCCCUCGCCCCGGUCUGUCUGCUGAAUACAUGAGUUAAUGUUCUUGCUCUUCUAACUGUGAAACCGAACCCCUUCGUGCACAUUAGUGACGGUUGGAUCUGAAUCAUUUUGUGCGCCGUUGACCCCCCCCCCCCCCCUCCCCCCACUCCGCCCUUAAAGCCUUUUUAAUAAUCGAUCAGGCUGCAGAAACCCAAACAUUUCAUUUAAGAAUCAACCGGAGGUACCUGCGCGCUUUAAUGAGAGAAAAAACAGGAUUCAAAUCUAAAUGUGAUCUUAUUAAAGGUGCAAUCAGUUACUGUAUUUUCCAGCGACGCCGCCGUCAUGUUCUCUAAAACGUGUCGUUUUAAAGAUGAGAUUAUAGUCGACACGUCUGCUCAGUUUCUACCCACAAUAAUCAGCACGCCGCUCAGCUAUUGGCCGUUUAAUGGUACGAGAUAUUGUGUCUGGGUUUGGUGGUUGUUGUUGUUAUUGUUGCUAGGUAAGCCUUUAUUCCUGUAAUAAUGUAAAACGCAUCUCCAUAAAAAGGUUUAUUGGUACGAUACAAUUCAAGGGGGGGAAAUAGUCACCUGAACAACAGACAUGGAGGAUAAAGUCUCCAAUAGUCACAUUUUUUGUGUAACCUUUCAAAAAGUUCCUCAUUAAAACCAGGAGACUUUCUAUGAAGCGAUUAGGAAGUGAAUCAGUCUUUGAUCUGCUGAUUAAGUGAAUUAUUAUGUUUGUUGUUGUAGGUCCGUGCGGCGGCCACUAGAGGCCAGUAAAGAUCAUUUUACUCUUUGCACCUUUUUGCAAAAGCACGAGUGAACUGUUGUUCAGCUGAUUGGUGAAGUCUGAUCACAGGACUUGUUAAACUGGUCGGAAAGAUGCAGACUUUGUUCAGCUCGUCUGUGAUUGGUUGUCCACCAGGGAAGAGGGCGACUCUUCAUCUCGCACUGGUAGCCCCCGACAACCACUCUGCACUACCUUUGAGUCACUGAUGCUUCUUCACGCUCAGCCACCUUUUCUUUGCACAUUUUAAAGCCUUUUUUUAAAACUCUUACACAAGUGUUUGUGCGUGUGUGUGUGUGUGCGCGGCGCAAGUGAGUCAGUACAAGAAAGUUGUCUUUUUUUUCUUUUUUUUUACCAUCAGAUGGCCUCGUUCACCGAGGAUUAAAGCCUCUGUGUCAGUAUUUGUCACCUGCAAAUGCCAAGAUACACCUGUAGUCCUCUAUUUAGUGUCCAAAGCCACUGCUGCCACUCCUGUGUGUGUGUGUGUGUGUGUGUGUGUGUGUGUAUAAACGUGCAUUUACUGCAAUUUGUGCUAUUUGGACACAGCGCCCAAAAUGCCUUGCGCAUUCUGACUGUAGGAGGGGAGGACAUGCAAAUGAUAAUAAUAAAAAAAAAUGUACAAAUGUAUAAAAUUAAAAUGUACUCUUUUUAAAAAGAAAAAAAAGCAAAGUCCACUUCUAUCCCACAUGUUUGGUCUCUGUGUAUUGUUAAAGAAGCCAUGUUUAUAAUUCUAAUUGGUUUGUGACCAAUACGCCUGUUUAUAUCAGAUCUGUAUAUCAGUGGUACGCAUAAUUUUUUAAUAUAUAUUUUUUAUUUUACUUUUUUUUUAAAUGGGAGAUUUUAUGCAUGGUUGGGUCCUGAGAGACGCAGCGGUGCUGUUGAAUGGUUGUUGUCUUUUGGAAAGAUUCUGGAGUAUUGCGACAGCUGUGUUCAGAAUUUGAACAAUUACAAUGACCAACAACAAUAAAAAGAUAUUUAUUUGA